GCUGACCCCUGAUUGUGCACAGCAGAAAAUGGUCCUUUAGUCUGAUUGGCUCCUGGGGGGAUGACACUGUGGAUGAGAGUGUGGAGAUGGAAUGAGAGAGAGAGAGUGGAAAGUAAAAGGGAGAGAGGAAGAAGAGUGCGUAGAGAGCGAGAGAGAGAGAGAAGGGGAGAGAGAGAAGUAGAAACUUUUCAAAGAAUGACAGCCAGUAUAGUUGAGAGGGAGCAUGGACCCAAGGUGACUCUAUAGGGAACUGAUGCACUGCAGGCAGUUACUUCCACAAGUAUUACAAGGGGAAUUUAGUGAGUUUUGAGAGAAAAGAAGAAGAGACAGAUAAGAGAAGAAGAGCAAAAACUGUCUGAAAAGGACAGAGAAAAAAUAAAUAAGGAAAAAUAGAAGCAGGAAAAGGAGAAAGUAGCCAUUUGAAGACACAAGAAAGACACAAGAAACAAAGGCCUGUCAUCAGUGGGUCAUCGUAUCACCAAAGAAAACACAAAACCCCAUUUUGAAAAUACAUUUAUUUGAUUUGCUGUUGAGUAUCCAUCAUGGGAGAUCAACAUCACCACCAUCCUGGGGGUGGUAGGCCUGUCUACAACCUCCUACUCAGCAUAGGUCUGGCCUUGCUGGCCCUGUUGUCUGAGGCCCAGGGCCGUAUGGAUAGAGCCAAGACAGAAGAGGAGAGUGGAGCAGGGCUGCUGAGGAGGGUGAAGAGAGGCUGGGUAUGGAACCAGUUCUUUGUGCUGGAGGAGUACACUGGACUGGAGCCACUGUACAUAGGAAAGCUCCACUCAGACAUGGACCUAGGGGACGGCUCCAUCAAGUACAUCCUGUCAGGCGAUGGUGCGGGCACCACCUUCACCAUUGACGACAGUACAGGCGACAUCCAUGCUAUCAAGAGGCUGGACCGUGAGGUGCAGGCCCAGUACCUUCUGCGAGCCCAGGCCUGGAACAGACAAACAGACCGACCCCUGGAGCCUGAGUCUGAGUUUAUCGUCAAAAUCCAGGACAUCAAUGAUAAUGAACCUAAGUUCCUGGAAGGGCCCUACCAGGCCACCAUACCUGAGAUGUCAACCAUCGGCACUGAGGUGAUUCGGAUGACAGCCACAGAUGCAGAUGACCCUACGUAUGGUAACAGUGCCAGGGUGGUCUACAGCAUCCUACAGGGACAGCCAUACUUCUCUGUAGAGCCUAAGACUGGUGUGGUGCGUGUGUCUCUGGCGGGCAUGGACCGUGAGGUCAGGGAGAACUACUCUGUCAUCAUCCAGGCCAAGGACAUGGGAGGCCAGCUAGGGGGUCUGGCCGGAACCACAGUGGUUAACAUCACCCUCAGUGACGUCAAUGAUAACCCACCCAUGUUUGAUCAGAAGCUGUACCAGAUGAGUGUUCCAGAGUCGGCUCCGGUGUCAUCUGUUGUGGGUCGUAUCCGGGCGAAGGACCGUGACAUUGGCAUCAAUGCAGAGAUGAGGUACAGCAUAAUCGACGGAGACGGGAGGGACACCUUCGACAUCAACACAGACCCAACCAACCUGUUUGGCAUCAUCACCAUCAAAAAGCCUCUGAACUUUGAGACCAAGGCGAGCUACACGCUGAAGAUAGAAGGAGCCAACACACACGUUGACCACCGUUUUCCGGAUAAGGGCCCGUUCAGCCAUGUCACCAUCGUUCACGUCAGCGUAGAGGAUGUGGACGAGCCCCCAGAGUUUAGCUCGGCUGCCUACUACAUAGCGGUCCCUGAGGACACAGAGAUCAGCACGAUGUUUAUGACGGUCUCCGCUAGAGACCCCGAUGCUGCGAACACCUCCAUCAGGUAUUCCAUAGAGAGGAACACUGACCUGGGGAAAUACUUCUACAUUGACAUCACUUCCGGGGCAUUGAUGACAGUGCUUCCUUUGGACAGAGAGGAGUUCUCCUGGCAUAACAUCACCGUCCUGGCCAUGGAGAUGAAUAACCCCAGGAUGAUCGGGAGUGUGUCUGUAGCCGUGAAGAUUCUGGACGUGAAUGAUAACCCUCCGUUGCUGACACAGUACUUUGAAGCCUUUGUCUGUGAGAGUGCCAAUGCCGGACAGCUGAUUCAGACAGUGACGGCAGUAGACGCAGAUGAUCCUCUGGGAGGUCAUCACUUCUACUACAGCCUGGCCUUAGAGGCAGCUAAUAACCCCAACUUCACCCUUAGAGACAACCAAGACAACACAGCAUGGAUCCUGACGCGUCGCGGGGGCUGGUCUCAGCAGGAUCAGUCAGUCUACUACCUUCCUAUCUUCAUCUCAGAUGGAGAGCAGCCAGUCCAGACCAGCACCAGCACCCUGACCAUCCGUGUGUGUAGCUGCGAUGUGGAGGGCAACGUUAUGUCCUGUAAUGCUGAGGCCUACCACCUCCCGGCUAGUCUGAGCAGAGGGGCACUCAUCGCCAUACUGGCAUGUAUCUUUGUCCUGCUCGUGAUGGUCCUGCUCAUGUUGUCCCUCCAGAGCCACCAUAAGAAGCCCUACCUGCACGAUGAGGAAGACAACGUCCACGAGAACAUUGUCCGCUACGAUGACGAAGGGGGCGGAGAAGAGGACACCGAGGCCUUCGACAUCGCUGCCAUGUGGAACCCACGCGAGGCCCACCUAGUGGGGAAGCAACGUCAGGACAUGCUGCCUGAGAUUGAGAGCCUGUCGCGUUACGUUCCCUUAGCAUCAGUAGGUGGGCCGGGUUGUGGUGGUGGAGACAGCAACGUCCAGGGGUAUGUGCUAGCCAAGCUCCUGGAGACGGAUCUGAACCCCUGUGCCCCGCCUUACGACUCCCUGCAGACGUACGCCUACGAGGGGGAGGGAUCGGUGGCCGAGUCCCUGAGCUCGCUACAGUCUGGGUGCUCCAACACUGAUCAUGAGUAUGACUAUCUCAAUGACUGGGGGCCCAGAUUUAAGAAACUGGCAGAGAUGUAUGGGGUUCUAGAGAUGAACAACCCUCCCAUGUGGUAGAGGGGAGGAAGGAACGAGAGACUCCCCCUUACAUACACACACCUUAGAGAAAGAGUGUAAACAGCGUCAUAGAGAGACAAUGACUGAAACAGUGACAAACACAGAGGCUGAAAUAGAGAGAUAGACACAGGACUAGAGAGAGAGAAAGAGAGUUUGAAAGGUGUGCUCGUCAUAUAACUGUAGCACUUGCGAAUGCACAGCUAAGCAUCGCCUGUUCUCCACAGUUUGAGCCGUGUAGCUUCCUAGCUACCAUCACAAUCCCUCCCCAUCCACAGGAAGAGUCUUUAGAGGAGCCUGGACUGACUGACUGACAGACAGCUAGCACAACGAGACCCUCAAAGCAAAGGGCUUCAAAGCACACGUUAGUUAACUCCUGUGGCCAACCCAGGCCCUAGCCACAGGCGCCAACAGCUCUUUGGUUCAAAGGGUCCGAUUCCCCUCAGAAGAACACAAGAUAGGGGUGCGAAGGGCAAAUGUGGAACUCAGAAUACAUUACCUGCCGAUACACAUGUAUGCAGGAGACAAACAAACUCUGAAACGCUGACUUAUUUUGGCAGUUUGUUUUGCCGAUUUUAAAAAUUAAAAAUGAACUUUUUUUUCUCUUCUUUUGGUCAAGCUUUAGUUUUUAAAAAUUCUAAGCCACUGUGACUAUUUUUUUAAGGUAAAUGAUUUGAUGAAAAGUGUUUUGUUUUGAGAACUGCUAUUUAUUCACAGUAGCUCCAUUAUGUGGCCGUAUCUUACUAAUUAAUUAAUAUUUUAAUAUGCUGUCCUUAUAUUUAGUAUAACUUAUUUUUGAGGAAUCAAACAAACACUGGACUUGUGUUGGAUGUUAUCCCAAGGUUGUGGGAUUGGCAUAAAAUAUGUUCAAAUAUGUUCGAGCGUUAUCAUGUAACAAAUAUUUCAAUGGCGUCUAAUUGCAUUUCUGUUGUGUGUGUUUCUGUGUCUUGUUUCAGACAGAGUAAGGGAGAUGUAAACUCAGUAAUCCUGUUUGGAUUUUAAAGUUAGUUUAAUGUGUCAAUUCAUAUUUUGUUAGUAUGAACACUUUGUUGUUUUGCUGCUGGUUAGGAGCAUGAAGCAUGAUCAUGCAUUCAACAGGAUAUUCUGUGUGUCCCAAAUGGUACCAUAUUUCCUACAUGGGCCCUGGUCAAAAAUGGUGCACUAUUUCUCAUAUUUAACU
Messenger RNA from Oncorhynchus tshawytscha (Chinook salmon), 4134 nucleotides. Its product is annotated as cadherin-20-like. The coding region runs from base 543 to 2957 and encodes 804 amino acids. NCBI's taxonomy places the organism in Eukaryota, Metazoa, Chordata, Actinopteri, Salmoniformes, Salmonidae. Gene Ontology annotation, molecular function: calcium ion binding; cadherin binding. The record is from RefSeq and is a predicted model, not a curated record. Gene Ontology annotation, biological process: cell morphogenesis; multicellular organism development; cell-cell junction assembly. Gene Ontology annotation, cellular component: plasma membrane; adherens junction; catenin complex. The transcript has 12 exons.